CACCAGUCAAAGGAAACAUUAAAUGUUUCCUUUGACUGGAAAUUUUUAUUCAACAAAUUUUGUUGAAUAAAAAUUUUAUCCUGAUUGUUUGUUUUUAGAUCAAAAGUUCCUACAAUAAUUAUUAACAGGCAUUGGAAUAUAAUAAGUGAAAGAUCAAGAUGGAGCAUAAAAUAAUAAAAAAGAAAUUCAUCAGGAGUACAAAUGCCCAAAUUAAAUUGUUAUUAAAUUAUAUGGCGACGAACAAAACCUUCGCCAAUGGCAGGUUGUUUGGUCCUUUAGAGAAUUUAAAAGAGAAACAGUGGAAUUCUCUUCGUGUGCUUCUACGUAAAUACGGCCCAGAUAAAUCAGUGAGGCAGUGGAAGACGACAUGGAGGGACCUUAAGAGAAAGAUGAGAGUGCAGAAAUCAGAUGUUAAAAAAAUGGCAGACACUAUAAACGUAAAUAAAGACUAUAUUGCACCUGAUUUGUCUGAUGAGUUACAUAGACCACUUGAACACAAGCCUUUUACAGAUUCUGAUCCCCUUGAGUCAAAUUUUAAUGGAAGUUCAAUGCAGAAUUUUGUGUCUAUAAAACAAGAGCCGUCAACAUGCGCAUCCGAGUUUCCUUCUAUUAAUGACAUUAAGUCUAAUCCAGAAGCCUUCAACUCAAUUUCAAAUCCUUCUUGUUCAAAUAAUUCCUCAAUCCCACUGUCUUUUCAUACACAUAGUUACUCAAAACCCUCUAGUCUAAAUACUUCCUCAAAUCAAUUUCAUGAAGAUGACUGUAGCCAUCAGAACAUAUUACCAGAUAUUAUAAGUCUAAGGAGUGAGACUUUGCAAACACAAAAUGUAUUGCUUCAAAACCUAUCCAAUUUAAUGGAGGAAAGAAACUCAAUUCUUAGGAUGAGAAAUUCAAUAGAAAGAAACAAAAUAAGGUAUCAAUAUCAUAGAAGAUUUUAAUCAAAAAGGUAAUAAUGAUAGUGAGAACAUUAGUGAAGCUGAUUGUUAGUCAAUUAUGCAUGAACUAAGUAAUUAGUUUAAUCCAGACUUUGUCCUAGUUUCAUACAGAUGGAAACGUAUAACAUUUCCAUCUGCAUGAACAAUUCUGUUUUGGACAAUUCUGUUUAUCUAAUUGUUGAUUUAGGUCUAUGAAACUAAACGUGGGUAUUAGAAUACAAACUAAGAAGGAUGUAGACACGUAUUGUAAAAAUAUCCCACUGGAAAUUGGUUUCUUUAAUGUUAAUAUAAAAAAUUGAGUAAAAUA
Pararge aegeria (speckled wood butterfly) is the source of this 1242-nucleotide messenger RNA. RefSeq lists its product as uncharacterized. The transcript has 6 exons. The record is from RefSeq and is a predicted model, not a curated record. Bases 159 to 938 code for a protein of 259 amino acids. NCBI's taxonomy places the organism in Eukaryota, Metazoa, Arthropoda, Insecta, Lepidoptera, Nymphalidae.